This is a messenger RNA of Xiphophorus couchianus (Monterrey platyfish), 2498 nucleotides long. It is a transcript of the gene zbtb45, whose product is annotated as zinc finger and BTB domain containing 45. The transcript has 5 exons. Gene Ontology annotation, molecular function: RNA polymerase II cis-regulatory region sequence-specific DNA binding; DNA-binding transcription factor activity, RNA polymerase II-specific; protein binding. Lineage: Eukaryota; Metazoa; Chordata; Actinopteri; Cyprinodontiformes; Poeciliidae. The coding region runs from base 100 to 2145 and encodes 681 amino acids. Gene Ontology annotation, biological process: regulation of transcription by RNA polymerase II. The record is from RefSeq and is a predicted model, not a curated record.
UCACACCUCAAGCUGACGCAAAACCCGAGGCACCUGACCCCCCUCCCCCAGCCCCACUCCCACCCCCACCCGGUCCCCAGCGACUCUCCGUCCCCGGCCAUGGUGUCCGGCACGGAAACCGUGCACUACAUCCACCUGCACAACUCCAGCCAGUCGGUGCUGGAGGCCCUGCGGACGCAGCGGCGGGAGGGGCUCUUCUGCGACGUGACCGUCCGGAUACACGAUGCCUCCUUGCGAGCCCACGCCUGCGUCCUGGCGGCCGGCAGCCCGUUUUUCCAGGACAAGCUCCUGCUGGGUCACUCUGAGAUUUCCGUGCCGCCGUUGGUACCUGCGGAAACCGUGAAGCAGCUCGUGGAUUUUAUGUACAGUGGCUCCCUGGUGGUGCUGCAGUCUCAGGCCCUCUGCAUCCUGACAGCUGCCAGCAUCCUGCAGAUCAAGACGGUCAUUGAUGAGUGCACCCAGAUCAUCUCUCAGAGGAAGGCGGCGGCGGAGGCGGCGAGUGCAGCUGCAGCGGCAGCCGCAGCAGCAGCUGCAGGGACAGGAGCCGGAGGAGGGAUGCUUGCUGGAGUUCUCCCAAAACAGGAAGAGCGUGGCCUGAGCAAAGGGAGGGAGAGCAGCAGCAGUGGGAGCUGCUCUGUUGGUAGCGCAGGCGGGGUUGGAGGUUAUGCAAACUUCUCUAAUUUCAUGACAGAAUGUGGGGCUAGCAACAUGGCCGGAGGUUUGGGGGGCUCCAGCGUCAGUGACAGUGGGCCGGGCCCCAUGGAUCAAAGUAGCACUGUUAGCCUGAUGGCGCUGGGGGAGAUGGGGCCCAGUUCGAUGUGCGGCGGUGGAGACGGGAUGCCCCCUGGUGCCGGCCCGGUCCUCAUGAAGCAGACCUCCAGCUGCACUCAGGACGUCCGGUACAAGCUGCGAGACCUGCUGGUGCAGACCGCCAACGGAGCCGGCACCAGUAGCACGGGAAGCCUGUCGGCGGGCUGCAGCUCCGGGGUGGGCAGCGUGGACAGUGUCGGCAGGGACAGCCUCCGUGGCAACGCCGCCGACCUCUCCGACGACCUGGUGGGGAUGGACCGCUACAGCGAGGAGGAGGACCUGGACGGGAGGGAGCGGGGAAGAGACGGAGACAGAGACAGGGGGGCGAGCCACAGCCGCAAGCAGAGGCAGCCGCUAAGACUCCAGGUGCUGGGAGGAGAGGGAGUCGUGGUUAAAGAUGAAGGCGUGCAGGACUCGGAUGGGACCGUCUAUUCCCUGGAGGACGGGAGGCGGGACCAAGAGCAGGAGGGCGCCCAGGACUCCAUGGCCAGCUUCGGACAGGAUUUCUAUGACGACCACGGGGUUUUCUCAGAGAGUUUCUGGCCUCAGAGUGAACCUCCUCAAGCCAUGACAUUUAACCCCAGAGGAAGGGUCAGCAAGCCGCUGACUCCGCCUCCAUCCUCGCAGUCCAUCAACAACCAGCUUCUUUUCCAGUACCCAGUGAGCCACUCACAGCCUCCUCCAUUCUACGUGGGAGGACCCAUGGGAGGGAUGGACAACAUGGCGGGAAGUGAGCCAUCCCAACAGGCUCCGCCCCCUGCGCCGAUGACCCCUGUCCCCACUUCUUCAGCGUCCUCCUGUUCGGCAGGGCCCUCUCCUUCCUCCCAGGGAUCUGAGACCUCGUUCGACUGCACGCACUGUGGCAAAUCUUUGCGAUCCAGGAAGAACUACAGCAAGCACAUGUUUAUCCACUCGGGUCAAAAACCUCAUCAGUGCUCCAUCUGCUGGCGCUCCUUCUCCCUGCGGGACUACCUCCUCAAACACAUGGUGGUGCAUACUGGCGUCCGGGCCUUCCAGUGCACCAUGUGCGGCAAACGCUUCACACAGAAAAGCUCCCUCAAUGUGCACAUGCGCACCCACCGUGCCGAGCGCACCUUCCAGUGCAAUGUUUGCCACCGGGCAUUCACCCACCGCACCUUGCUGGACCGCCACGCCUUGCAGCACGCCCACCACGCCCCGCAGACCCUCGGCCCGGGUCAGGGGCGUGGAGCCGACAUGACCUCACCUACCAAGCACAGUCCUCCAGGUAUGGGAGGAACCUCAGGUAUGGCUGGUGCAGCUGCUAUGGUUGGCAGCAUGCCGAGCAUGUCCAGCCAUGGAGCUUCCUCCACCUAAAUAUGGGAGGAAAUGGGAGAAAGGGAAAUUCAGGGGAGAGGAGAAGGCGAUUAGUUAGCUCAUUCCUCAAACCAACGCUUAACACUUUUAAUUGUUUUUUUUUCUUUUUCAUUAUUUGGUGGUAACAGCGCUUAAAGCAGGGGUGUCCAAACGUAUUGCCACAUAGGUCAAAAAUAUAGAUUCAAAAGGCCAAAAACACCAAAUCUAAAACCAAUCAAAAAACGUAGCCCUAUACUAUAGUAGAUCCAAAACUUGGCAAUAUCAGGGCAUUUGUAGACAGAAAAAAAAUUAUUACAUUUUCACCAAAAACUCAGAAAUGUUGCCAUUAAUCUGAGACAUUUUCUAGAAAACUU